This is a messenger RNA of Arxiozyma heterogenica, 1200 nucleotides long. RefSeq names its product peptidylprolyl isomerase CPR7 (gene CPR7). Gene Ontology annotation, cellular component: intracellular membrane-bounded organelle. Lineage: Eukaryota; Fungi; Ascomycota; Saccharomycetes; Saccharomycetales; Saccharomycetaceae. The record is from RefSeq and is a predicted model, not a curated record. The transcript has a single exon. Gene Ontology annotation, biological process: protein peptidyl-prolyl isomerization; protein folding. Bases 1 to 1200 code for a protein of 399 amino acids. Gene Ontology annotation, molecular function: peptidyl-prolyl cis-trans isomerase activity; protein binding.
AUGGAUCCUAAACAAUUAUUUGCUUCACAUGGAAAUGUUUACACUUAUUUUGAUAUUACUAUCGAUGAGGUAAAAAUUGGCAGAAUAGUUAUGGAAUUAUUUACAGAUAAGGCUCCAUUUACAGCCUACAAUUUCUAUCAUCUUUGUAUAGGUACUGAGAUUCCAGGCUUUAAUGGUAAACUUUCCUAUAAAAAUAACUAUUUCCAUCGUGUUAUAAAGAAUUUUAUGAUCCAAGCUGGUGAUAUUAUGUAUGGAUCAAAAAAUUUCCAAAAGACUGAUGACAUUGGUAAAGGUGGUUGCUCAAUUUAUGCAAAAGAAGAGGAGUUUUCUGAAAAGGUUGAUAUUCCAUGUUAUGGUAACUUCAUUGAUGAAAAUCAGGCCGAAUUCACUGAACCUUUCUAUUUAGCCAUGGCUAAUUCAGGUAAACCAAACACAAAUAGUUCUCAAUUCUUUAUAAAUACCUCGGCAUUACCACAUCUAAAAGGAAAGCAUAGUAUUUUUGGUAAAGUUAUACAUGGUAAAUCUGUAAUUCAUACCAUCAAAGAAACCAAAGUAGAUUCAGAUGGUUUUCCAGAAAAAUGUAUAAGAAUCGCCGAUUGUGGUGCUUGGAAUAAGACUAUGGAGAUCCCUUUAUAUAACGCAUGUAACUACGAAAUUGGUGGUGAUAUUUAUGAAGAAUACCCUGAUGACGAUAAACAUUUUAAUGAUGAUGAUUUCUCUAAAGCACUUGAUGCUGCUACUAUUAUAAAGGAAUCAGGGACUUUAUUGUUUAAAAAGAAAGAUUAUCAAAAUGCAUUUUUUAAGUAUAGAAAAUCUUUAAAAUAUACAAAUGAAUAUAUCCCAGAUGUUAGUAUUAAUAAAGAUUUAAAUUCUAAAUUCUCACAUUUAAAAUUAAAACUGUAUUUGAAUAUUAGUUUGGUAUGCUUUAAUAUGCAAAAUUACAAUGAAUCCAUUAAGUAUGCAACUUAUCUAUUAGAUUCAGAUAAUGUACCUGACAUGGACAAGGCAAAAGGAUAUUAUAGAAGAGCUAAUUGUUAUUUUGUUAAGAAAAGGUAUGAGGAAGCAUUAAAAGAUUACAAACAGUGUAAUGAUUUAAAUCCAAAUGAUAAAGUAGUUAUUAAGAAAAUUGAACAGGUAGAAGAGAUUUUGGAAAAAAGAAAGGAAAACACAAAGAAAAGUCUUGCUAAAUUUUUUUCUUAG